Messenger RNA from Spirodela intermedia, 246 nucleotides. The record is from the annotation of a GenBank genome assembly. Lineage: Eukaryota; Viridiplantae; Streptophyta; Magnoliopsida; Alismatales; Araceae.
AUGGACAAUAUGAUUAUCAUGAGGAGUGAUAUGGCCGGCAUUCAAGAUACCAAGACGUUUCUUCAUGAACAUCUAGAUAUCCGAAACUUGGGGACUCUCAAAUACUUCUUAGGUAUAGAGUUUGCCUGCUACUCGGGGGAGAUUGUCAUCAACCAACGUAAGUAUGUACUUGAUCUUUUGCAUGAAAUGGGACUCCUCGGAUGCAAGCCGAAUGUAUCUUCGAUCGAAAGUCGGCCAAAUUUCUAG